Molecule: messenger RNA, 10682 nt
Organism: Podarcis lilfordi (Lilford's wall lizard)
Lineage: Eukaryota; Metazoa; Chordata; Lepidosauria; Squamata; Lacertidae
Source: the annotation of a GenBank genome assembly
CACCGCGGGGCUCGAGGCCAACCCGCCAGGGGCCCCGGCGCGGUGCAGCUCCCACUGCCGCCGGACGCUCGAGGUUGGGCCGCGCGGGGGUCCCGCUCCUCCAGGCCCCGACGGAGACGGCGGCGGCGGCGGCGACGACAUCUUCCCCACCCGCUCCGGAUCAAUGGGAAGGGCCUGCUGGGCGCGCCCUCACGGGGACGGCUGAGGCGGGGCGGCCAUCUUUGUUGAGGGCCCACGGCGCGCUCCAAGGAAAGCGGCGGCCAUUUUAAGCGGGGAACCGAGCGGCGGUCCCGCUCCCGCCAUCUUUGACGAGGGCGGGCGCGGGCUCUGGGCGGCUUUGGACACGCGUGUGCGCGCGUGUGUGGAUUGGUGUGCGUGUCUGGGGACGGUUAAUUUCGGAGGAGCGACUGUGUGGUGUUGCGGGGGGGAACCUAUUCCUGAGAAACGAAAUAGGAGAGAUUAUGUAUAUAAUUACAUUAGUACAGUACUAUAUUAUUAUUAUUGUUAUUAUUAUUAUUGCUAUUAUUUAUUAUUGCAUUUAUAUGCCACCUUUAUCUUCCUAGGAAGCUCAAGGUGGCGUACAUGGUUCUCCUCCUCCCCGUUUCAUCCUCACAACAACCUUGAGGAGGAGGAGAAAAGGGGGAUUAUUGGCUUUUUAAAAAAAUUUAUUACUAUAUAUAGUUAGUGUGUGUGUGUAUAUAUAUAUAUAUAUAUAUAUAUAUGCAUAGUGAAUUUUAUGUUGCAAACCACCCUGAGACUUCCGGGUAUGGGGCAGUAUACAAAUUUAAGGAACAAUAACAUAAUAUUUAUGCUAUUUAAUUUAUUUAUUUAAUUUAUUUAUUUAAUUUAAAUUUAAGGAAUAAUAACAUAAUAGAUUAGGCUAAGAGACGGUGACAUGGGCAUAGCCAGGGUCUUUGUUAGGGGUGGGGCAUGCUUUUGUUGUGGGCCAGGCUUUUGUUAGAGGGGGCAGAACCUCAGGUUUUUAAUGAUUGGGGGCGACAGCUGCCCCUCUGUCCCCCCCCUGGUUACAUCCAUGAAUGGUGACUGGCUCAAGGUCACCCAGUGAGUGUGGAUUCGAACCCUUGUCUCCCAGGCCAUAGUCCAACACUAACGCCAACGCCACAUUGGGUCUCUGGAGAUGGCAGCUGGGCGGCGCGUGGCGGCAACCAACCUCCCCAGUCCUAUAUCUAGUCGUGUUCAUUUGGAAGGGAGUCCCUGCCGGCCAGCCAGCCUUUGGGGUGGUGGCUCAGUGGACUUGUGUCAGUAGGAUUAAAACAGAUCCUCUAGAAAUGGCAUUUUUUUUUACGUAAGCCACCUUUCUCACACACACACUCGCACACCAUCUGGUUCGUUCAUUGAUUUUGUUGAUUUUGUUAGUCGCUUUUGUCUUGCCUGAGGUAACCCAAAGCCUGUUUUGCAAACAGACAAAAAAACAAAACAAAACCCUGCACGUAGAUACAUUAAAACCAAGAGGAAAACAAAAUACAUUACAAAUGUCCCGAUGUAUUUUGUGGCUACAAAUAGUUAAAGACCUGGUUAUAGAGGAAUGUUUUCGCUUAAUGCCUAAAUGCAGUGCUUUUUGGGGGGGGGGAUGCGUGAACUAUAAAAUGGUGAUUUUCUUGAGUCAAAAUGAGAGUACCCCUAAACUUUUUUUUAAAGAAAAAAAUCACUGCCUAAAAGUAUAUAAUACCUGAAGAGAGUAUUCCACAAAUUGGGGAGCCACCGCAAAAAGGCCCCGCAAAAAAGUUCUCAUGCUGCCCCGCAAAAAAGUUCUCAUGCUGCCACCCUCCGGAUCUUGUGUGGAGGGGUGGGCCAUUAACCUGUUCAAGCAGGAUAUUCCUAUGUUUGUGUCUUGGACCAUGAGAGUGCUAGAAAGCAGUUUUUUUAUGGUUCAGUCAACAGAAACAUGUAUUUUAUGGCUAGGUGGUGGUGAAACUCCCAGAUCAUUCCCUUUCACCUCUUAGUUGCUUCACUUUCUGCUCUGCUACUCGGGUGCAGAUCUGAGCGCUGAAAAUCACAUAGAGCUGAAAGAGGAAGUGGGGAAAAGGCACUUCUCUUCCAACUUCUUCUUUCAACUUUCCAGAGGAGAAACGGUACCCACCAAAGUCAGCACCUGAUGAAGGGAAACUGUGAUGGGUGGGUCAGAGGUUUUGUGGGCAUCAGGGGGAAGGCCUUCUGGGUGCCAUUGUGCCCAUAAGCACCACAUUGGCAAACUUCAGCCAACAUGCGUAUAGCAUUGGGUCCCACUGAACAGUGGGCCGUAACAUCUGAGUAAAUAUGCAUAGGAUUGUGUUUUUAGUGUGGAAGACAAUUCAAGAUUUCCUCUCCUGGUUUCAUAGCAAAAUGUAGCUGCUUGCCCUAUAUUGUUUUCAGUCUUAAGUAUUUAACUAGUAGAUUGCAACAUGAAGUUCCAGAACCCUUUAUUUCGAGAGAGGCAAUAAAAAGGCAUGGGCAGAGAAGGGAGAGGGGAAAUACAACAAUUCUAGAGAAAGUAAGGAAAUUAUACAAAUUAAAAUGGUGGGUGUUGAACUGCUCUUUCCUCCUUGACAGAACUCUUCCAAUGGGCUCACCCACAAAGGUGGCGUCCAGGUACCAUUCUUCGGAGCCUGUCUUUGGAGCAGUGGCUGGCGGAGUUAUCCAAGAUGCUUUGCUCCACAUGGCCAGGGAGAAUGAGCAGCACCUGAGAGAGCUGUGCGAAGAGGCAGGUUGCUUUAAAGAGACACAGAUCGUGGGUGAGAACUGAGCUUGGCAAAUUCAGUAGGCUGACAUGCCAAAAGACCCUGCAGCUAUGAUUCUGAGGAUUCCCCACCUCUCACCCUUUAUUUAUUUUUUUGACAGAAUUUGUGUUUCUUCUAUCCGAAAAAUGGAGCCUGACUGAAUCGGCAAGAUACCAAGCCAUAGAAAUAUUUGAAAGGUAGUGAUUUGUUCUGCCCACCUUGAGAGAAGAUAACAUUUUACAUAUUCUUCACCUUUGAGGUGUAGCUUUAGGACAACCAUGUUAUCAUCUCCGAGUGAUAACUUGACCUUUACAUGCUCCCCUUAUAUAUUUUUUUAAAAAUAUGGCUACCACAGGUAUUAAUUUAGACCACUUGGGCAAAAAAAAUGAGAGGCACAAAUACAAGAUGGGUGACACCUGGCUUGAGAGCAGUACAUGUGAAAAGGAUCUAGGAGUCUUGGUUGACCACAAACUUGACAUGAGCCAACAGUGUGACGCGGCAGCUAAAAAGCCAAUGCAAUUCUGGGCUGCAUCAAUAGGAGUAUAGCAUCUAGAUCAAGGGAAGUAAUAGUGCCACUGUAUUCUGCUCUGGUCAGACCUCACCUGGAGUACUGUGUCCAGUUCUGGGCACCACAGUUCAAGAAGGACACUGACAAACUGGAACGUGUCCAGAGGAGGGCAACCAAAAUGGUCAAAGGCCUGGAAACGAUGCCUUAUGAGGAACAGCUAAGGAAGCUGGGCAUGUUUAGCCUGGAGAAGAGGAGGUUAAGGGGUGAUAUGAUAGCCAUGUUCAAAUAUAUAAAAGGAUGUCACAUAGAGGAGGGAGAAAGGUUGUUUUCUGCUGCUCCAGAGAAGCGGACACGGAGCAAUGGAUCCAAACUACAAGAAAGAAGAUUCCACCUAAACAUUAGGAAGAACUUCCUGACAGUAAGAGCUGUUUGACAGUGGAAUUUGCUGCCAAGGAGUGUGGUGGAGUCUCCUUCUUUGGAGGUCUUGAAGCAGAGGCUUGACAACCAUAUGUCAGGAGUGCUCUGGUGGUGUUUCCUGCUUGGCAGGGGGUUGGACUCGAUGGCCCUUGUGGUCUCUUCCAACUCUAUGAUUCUAUGAUUCUAGGAGUGAAGAGCCUCAAGCCCAGGGUCCAAAUACUCCCCCUUUUUUCUCAGGACUCUGCCCAAGGCUUUACACCCCUGCCCAGCCACACUCCUUUUGCCCAGGCUCUGUCUUGCAGCUCAGCAAGGCCAAGCAGGCUGUACAGACUCUGCUUGCAAAUAAUAAUGUAAGAAACACCUUCCAUUAAUCAUAAAUGCAAGAGUUUAAGGGGAAGGCAACUGCAGUAUGUCACAACUUCCUUCCUCGUUGUGCUGCUGGCUAGUCACAUCAGGCCCACCAAGCCUCUGCACUGUUUUUUUCUGCUUGUAGUGACUGCCAAGGGGCCCAUCCUGGUGGGCAAACACUUUCUGUUUAGAGGACGUGUUUGUAGGGCAAUUCACCGCUCCUGGGACAGUAGAGCAAGAGUACAGUGGUACCUCUGGUUACAUACUUAAUUCAUUCCGGAGGUCCGUUCUUAACCUGAAACUGUUCUUAACCUGAAGCACCACUUUAGCUAAUGGGGCCUCUCACUGCCACGGCGGCGCCGGAGCACGAUUUGUGUUCUCAUCCUGAAGCAAAGUUCUUAACCCAAGGUACUAUUUCUGGGUUAGCGGAGUGUGUAACCUGAAGCGUAUGUAACCCGAGACACCACUGCAGAGGGCUUUUCACGCCGUUUCACACAUAGUCUGUCACUGCCAGGUAUCUGCAUCAAGCAAGCACCUUGCAAUUUCCCUUUCAGGACUCCUCAAGCUGCUUUAACUCCGUGACAGAUCUAAGCAAGCACUUUUGAUUCUAGGGUGUUGUAGAGAGCAAGGUUUACAGGUACUGCCAGCCUUGCUUCAUCUUUGUAUAACCAUAUUUUUUAUCCUUGUACUUUCUUAGGUUCAUGCUUACACUCAUUAAAGAGGCUUCUCAUCUCACGAGAGCAAAGGAGGAAGACAGCAAGUGGGUAUCAGUGAAACAGCAGAUUGAGGGCACAUAUGUCCUGCGUCUGGUCUCUUGCAUCCAACUUGCCAGCAAGCUCUCCUUCCAUUAUAGUGUAAGAAGAUUCAAGAAGUGCCCUUACAUAUUUUGACAUAAUCUUUGCUCUCUUUAUGCACCAUCCCAGAGCCAUUAUCUGUGGGAGGGAAUGUUAAGACCAGUAUUUUUUAUAUUAUUUUUUUGGAGCAAUGUUACAGUAAUGUCUGCCCAAUAAAUGAAAAUGGGGGCUAUUGCUUGCAAAGCCAGAUGUACUCUGCAAGUAAAGGUAAAGGUGAAGGGACCCUUGACCAUUAGGUCCAGUCGUGACCGACUCUGGGAUUGCGGCGCUCAUCUCACUUUAUUGGCCGAGGGAGCUGGUGUACAGCUUCUAGGUCAUGUGGCCAGCAUGACUAAGCCGCUUCUUGUGAACCACAGCUGCACAUGGAAACACUGUUUACCUUCCCGCCGGAGUGGUACCUAUUUAUCUACUUGCACUUUGACGUGCUUUCGAACUGCUAGGUGGGCAGGAGCAGGGACCGAGUAACUGGAGCUCACCCUGUCGUGGGGAUUCGAACCGCCGACCUUCUGAUCGGCAAGUCCUAGGCUCUGUGGUUUAACCCACAGCACCACCAGCGUCUGCAAGUAGCUAUAUUAAAAAUGGCUAAUAGCUAUAUAGCAUUAUGAGGCUUUCACAAUUAUCAACUUGUAGCUGAAGUGGGCGGGACACCUUUUAUAUUAUUGGAAAAAAACAAUAUGAACAGAGUUUGGGGAAGGUUUUCUUUACAUGUUUAUAGAGAGUUGCAUGUAUUUUUAAAACAUGGGGUCUUGUUUUAAGAACUGCAACCAAAGUUCUGCUCAUAGAACAAGGUCUCCUGCCUCCCCCGCCCCUCUGCAGCUCCCUUUGCAGCCCCCAUAGCUUGAAAUGUCAAUUUAAUUCAAAGUGUGUGUUGCAAUAAAUAGACAACAGAACUCCUUUAGCACCCGAUCGUGGUAGACAGAAGCAAAACAAGGUUGGCAUUUUGAGAGUAAUGGUCACAUUUCUGUCUUCGUACAGAUAGUGAAUAACAACGUGGUUCUGAGGUUUCUGAAGUCUUUGGGCUUCUCCUAUACCACAGAAGAACUACUGGAAUCUGAACUGGCCAUUUUGAAGGCUCUGCAUUUCCAAAUCAAUUUUCCAGCCCCUUUUGCUUAUGUUGAAAUGCUGCUGGAGGUUUUAGGUAAGGGUCAAGAACAAGACAUAACAUUGGGCAAGCUUUAGCUAAGGAGGUAAAAAUAAGUCACAGCCCCCACUCGUCUUCUUUGAGCAGCAAGCAGCUCUAGGGAACCCUUAACAGGGCAUUUUUUCUGGUGUACAGAGCAGUGGAAGAAUAAGGGUAUGUCUCGAAAUCUAUUCGCUUUAGCUUCUUCUGGCAUAUUGGGCUCCUUGUUUCAGGGAAAUGAAUACUUGGAUCAACUUGCAGUGUUCCCAUUCUGCAGCAAGUCCCAUUCUGAACAUCUCUGCUUUAAAGGAGAUGCUGUUAAUCAGAAGGAGGGGAAAAGACAAUUUUUUGCUGCAACAGAAUAACUGUACCUUGUGAAUUUGUUGCUAGAUCUAGCCUGAACACACAUUCAGUUUGUUCCCCUUGCUACCUUUCCCUUGUAAGCUAUUUCAGAGAGAGCAGUACCUUUUGGCUUUAAGUUUUUGGGGAAAGUGUACAAAAAUUAAGGCGCUGAAACCGAGGCAACAAAUCAUACAAUAGUUUGGCCACAUAAGGAAGAAGGGUGUGGUGAACUAGAAGGGAGGUCCACUCAUCUACCCUAAAUUGCCCAAAGGGAUAGUCAAGACAUAUGUUUGUAGAUUCUGGUUCCAGACAGAAACCUAACUGCAGCUUCUGCUGCCUUCUGUUAUUCCUCAUGAUUAGGGUACAAUGGCUACAUGCUGCCCACAAAACAGCUGCUUAAAAUGUGCAGACAUUUGCUGGCUUUAACGUACCUCUUGCGGAGCAGCGUUUAUGACACCUUGCUGAAGACCUCAAUUAAAAACUCCUCUCCGAAUGAGCUCCAGCUGUAAGUUCUGGGAAGUGACAAGCUAGAAAUGAAUUCAUUCUGGUAAGGGGGGAGCUUUUGGGGGGGGGCAGAACCUCAGAUUUUUAUUGAUGGGGGGGACAGCUGCCCCCCUUGGCUACACCAAUGGCUGGUGACUGGCCCAAGGCACUUCCAGACUCCACUGUGUCUGUUGAAGCAGCACAAAGAGCAGAGAGCGCUUUAGAGACCAAGAAAGUCUGAGUCACUUUUCCAGGCAGCACACCUUAACAGAGGCCUGUUUGUAAGCAACGCACAUGGGAUGGAGCCUGACUUCACAAAAUUUGGCAACAGCACAGCAUGCACAGCUCUCGAUGUCUAUUGUAAGGUAUCCUUCAAAUACAGUGUGGGAAUUAGCAGGGAUGGGAAGGCUGGUAUUUUCUAACCCAGGCUAAAAAUGUCCUAUUUGGAUAUGUUGCUGAAAGGAGACAUAGUUCAGCUGUAGACAGCGGAUGAGCAAUGUUCUAUUCUUACAGCUCCAGAAGUAGAAAAAAGCCUUGUGAAAGUGCCACACACACACACACACACGCACAAAGGUUAAAGGGAAACAGAGAACACCACUCGGUACAGCUGUGGCUUAAAAAAAGGGGAAAAAUCUGCAUCACCAUUAAGGGCGGCUUGCACAAUAAAAAGUAUCAAUGUGGUUGAAAUGGACCAUCAGGCAAUAGCAGCUAGAGCCCCAGCAUUACACAAGUCCCUUAGAAUGACUGGAGAACUGUAUCAUAUUUUUUUACAGAAACCUUUCAAAAGAGUUAUUCCAGAGCGAGUUUCAAACUACUUCAUACAAGGAAUUAGUCUGAAAACGGCAUGUGAUGGUCCUCUGUUGCAAGAUACACUGCACUCUGGAUCUUUUAUUGUCUCCCUUUAUAUAAAAAAAGCUACAUUUUUAGGGCCUUUUCUACGCAAUUGGUUCUAAAAAUGUCUCGUUGGAUAUAAGUGUUUUUCCUCAACAGAAACACUUUUGUUGCAAGAAUAAUGCAUUUUCAUAGCACCUGUAACACAUUACAUUGCGGCCGAGAAAAUACACCCACUCUGCUGGUGUGGCUUAUGGGAUGUGGCUGCAUAAGUGGUGUGGGCAUAUACUGAAUAUUGCCUAGGACAGAGGUUUUCAACCUUUUUGAAUCCACAGCUCCCUUGGCCAACUGCAUUCUUUCUGCGGCACCCCUGUGGGGCUCAGGAGCCCAGUUAUGUCACUCCUUGCCUGCAGAGCUGCCACCCUCUCAGCCUUUUUCGAACACCCUCCCUUGUGGAGUGUUCCCUUAGCCUCCUCUCCUCGGGAGUCCUCUGGGCAGCCCCUGGGCUGCCACCCAUGGUCUCUGAGCUGCCCCAAAGGGAGGUGCCUCCUCACACUGCCCCACAGGGGCCUGGGACUUGUCUGUCCAUUCCCAAUAGCAAGGGCUGGCAGACUCGCUGGCUGGGCUCCCUUGCCCGCUUGCUUGCUUACUCCGAGGCCGCCUCAGCUCCUGGCACCCAGCACCCCUUGACCAGCCCCAGAGGCACCAUUCACCUGUGGAUCUUGUAGCCAGGGCUGCUGCAAGAAACAACUGCGCAAGCCUUUUGGAAGCAGAGAUGUGAGAGGGCAUCAGAAGGAGGGAGGGAAGGAAAUGAGGACCGAGGCUAGCGUUGCCCGUGGCACCCUUGACCAUCGUUCAAGGCACCCCAGGGUGCCACAGCACACUGGUUGAAAACCACUGAAACGAUACAUCCUUCUAUACCGUUCCGUGACCUUUUGAAAAACUCCGUUUUAGACUUCUAUAAGCACAUCCCUGCUAUACUACUCAAGCAAAAAAUAACUCAUGUACUCAGUUAACAAAAGAAAUGUAUGAAAAGCAAUAGAAAUUUGCCCUUUCUCUUCCCCCUGCCUGCCUCCCCCGGCCCUGCAGCAUUGCCUACCAUGUCCUGAUCUAUUUACUUCUUAAAAUCUAAAAAGAGAUUCUCUCCCGCCCCCUCCAACACUGGUGGACUUAUCUCCAGUGGCAGAGUGUCUGUGAACUUUUAUAUUUUUUUAGGAAGGAAUGAAAACACCAAAGAGGUUUACUGUUCUCGCAUUAUGUGCAGACAGGAUGUGGUAAUAUUGCCACUGGCUCAGUCACAUGCAAGGAUACCAUAAAGCGACUUCUUUGUGUGUGUUUUUAGCUUGUGGAUAGACACACAUUCUCCUUUUUAGAUGGCGGUAGCUCCCCCCCCCCAAGGGACAUGGGUGGCGCUGUGGGCUAAACCACAGAGCCUAGGACUUGCCGAUCAGAAGGUUGGCAGUUCGAAUCCCCACAACGGGGUGAGCUCCCGUUGCUCGGUCCCUGCUCCUGCCAACCUAGCAGUUCAAAAGCACGUCAAAGUGCAAGUAGAUAAAUAGGUACCGCUCCAGCAGGAAGGUAAAUGGCGUUUCCAUGCGUUGCUCUGGUUCGCCAGAAGUGGCUUAGUCAUGCUGGCCACAUGACCCGGAAGCUGUUUGCGGACAAACGCUGGCUCCCUCGGCCAAUAAAGCGAGAUGAGUGCCACAACCCCAGAGUUGGUCACAACUGGACCUAAUGGUCAGGGGUCCCUUUACUAGCCCCCCCACACACACCUAAAAAAAAAUCAAAAAAAUCUUCUGGUGCCAUGUUUCUUUGUAAGGAAAUAAUUCCUCCUUUUAGACUUUGGUGUGGAUUUCUGACAUUCCCAAUAACCUAGAACAGGGUGGUCUAACUUUUCAUACCAAGUGGGCCACAAGAGUGCUUUGACAGGGAACCCAUGGGCCACACACUGCCUUGUCACACAGGGUAGGAGAGUGAGGCCAAAACGUUAUGCCCCUCGCCAGCCCUCACGCUGCCUUCCCAAAGCCGGGCGAGAUGCUGGGCUUGGGGAAGGAGGCCGGAGGACUCUAAGACUCUUGUCAAGAGCCCUCACACCUCCUUCCCAAAGCCCAGUGCCUCUGCGGGGAGGGGCGUCAAAUGUUGCCGAGGGCAGCCCCAAAAAAGGUCUCAGGCUGGGGCUGGUGGAGUGGCAGUACAACGCAGCUUCUCCAGCCCGACGAGUCUUGCUGCUAUUAGUGGCGUGCAAUGCCACACCUUGUCUUACCUUCUUGCUUCAACUGGAUAGGGCGAAGUUUCUGCCAGUGAAAGAAGAUCUCAUGCUAUUGGCUGUCGGAGUCAUUGGGGCAAGCACUUUCCUCCUGAAUCCCGAGGGCUUGAAUCAGGUACUUACACUUUUCUGGCUUAGCCACAAAACAACCACGGGGCUACAAGGUGUGGGAACCCAGGGGUGAUGGAGUGGAUUCCACUCUUUUCCAUACACCCCCGACCCUUGCCAACUUCCUUGCCAGGUAUCCAUGCACUGUCUUAACGUCGCCCUAUUUCUUUUGAAAGGUUACGGAAUACCUCAGCGACACCACAGGCAUCGGUCGGCAAGACAUUAUUGAGGCAGUCUACGCAAUUCUGAAGCACAGCGUGGGCGACGACUAAUUUCUUCCACCUUCAUCCCCUGCCCUCCAAACAGCAUGCUGCCACACUUCAUUUGGGGCUCUCAAAGAGAUGGUUGUGCUCCAAAGAAACAAGGCAACCAGUUAUAUUUAAAUGUUAAUGCUUACCUCACAGGCUUUUGUCCUGUUACCGUAACCUUUUGAGAAGGCCUGGGGCGGGCACUUAAAGUGGACACUUAAAAGGGGCCUUAGGCCUACAACCAUUGAUGCCUUGCACAGUUACAACACUGGUGAAGAAGCAUAACUCCUGAGGGCAGACACGGAGAUGUAUGUGCUUCCGCAACAGGAGAAGAAUGUUUCUUCUUCCAGGCCUCCCUGGAAGGCAGAAGUCUCAGUGUAAGUGGAUGAACUCAUUCACAAGGGAAGAAGAAACAUUAAAUGCAUCUAUGGCAGCUCAUG